Conger conger (European conger) is the source of this 2070-nucleotide messenger RNA. RefSeq lists its product as uncharacterized. Bases 164 to 1516 code for a protein of 450 amino acids. Gene Ontology annotation, molecular function: GTPase activity; GTP binding. The transcript is spliced from 12 exons. The record is from RefSeq and is a predicted model, not a curated record. NCBI's taxonomy places the organism in Eukaryota, Metazoa, Chordata, Actinopteri, Anguilliformes, Congridae.
UGACGUGGCCAACGUUUUACAUUGGACCGGGGUGAUUUGAACUCCGGCUAGUUAGUGGAGAACGGGAUAUUUAGUGCAAAUUAACUUCAGUAAUCGCUGGAUCUCUGGGAAACAAAGUAGUUGCUGCUCAGUUCGUGUGCUUUGUCAUAUAUCUUACUAGAUCAUGUCUGGUAAAAUAAAAAGCCGAAGUGCCGCAAAUGCCGACUCGUUGUCUGGUGGCGUCUCAUGCGACGAGCGGAUCUUGCGGGACUGCCAUCAAAUUUACAUCGAUAGCGAUAGUGGAUUGAUCUCUCUGGCUCAAAGUGUUGGGGUAACUCUACUGCCGCCUAGAAAGAAAAUCACUGUCAUGCUGAUGGGGAAUCACUCUGCUGGCAAGAGCUCCUUCAUCAACUGGUAUGUGGAGGAGCACAUACAGCGUACAGGUGUGGCCAUUGAGACGCAGGGUUUCAGUUUUGUCACCAGUGGGCGCAAAAGAGAGUCUCUCACGGGCAAUGCAACUCUCCACCUCUACCCACAUUUCAGGCCUCUUCAGGAAUUCAAAGGAGUGUCGGAGUAUCUUGGCACGGAGAUCUGCACCUCCCGGCAGAAGCGCUUUAGUCUGGUGACGUUUGCAGACACGCCAGGGCUGGUGGACGGAGACAUGAAGUACCCCUUCGAUGUGGACGAAGCCGUACAGUGGCUGGGUAAAUUGUGCGACCUGGUGCUGGUGUUCUUCGACCCCAUGGGCCAGGCUCUGUGCAAGCGCACCCUGAACAUUGUGGAGAUGCUGAACGAGUGCCAGGGCGACAAACUGCACUUCUACCUGAGCAAGGCUGACGAGGCGGGCAGCGAGUCCGACAGGCAGAGAGUGAUGAUGCAGAUCGUCCAGGAGCUGUGCAAGAGGCCAGGACUCAACAAGUGUGGGUUUGACAUGCCGACCAUCUACAUCCCAAACCCCAACAAGCCAAGCCGCUGUGUGAAUCAGAUUGAGGAGGUAUGCCGGACCAUAGAGAAGACCAUCAACCAGACCGUGCAGCACACACUCAACUCCCUGGAGAAGGACUGCGAGCUGAUCACCGAAGCAGUCACUGACACACUCAACACUGACAGGCAGUGCAGCAUGGCUAACCGACGGGCCCGCUUUAAGGGCUGUGUUCUGGGGCUCCUGGGCUUCUGCGUGCCCCUGCUCAUGCUGGCCUUCCUGGUGCUGGGGAGCCUCUCCAGGGAGGUUCUGGAGAUGACGCUGGGCCAACCUGGCACGGAAACCUUGUCCCUGUACCUGGCUCCUGUGGUGAGGGCGUUUGACUCCAUCUCUGUUCAGCACCAGCUGUACUGCUCCGGGGGCCUCGUCCUGCUCUCCUUCAUCCUCCUCCUCCUCGCCCGACUGUCCUUCCGCACGCGGGACACUCUCUCCGGCCGACAGAAGAGACAGCUCCAGGAAAAGCUGGAGUACGUGCAAGAGGUGGUGAAAAAUAAGAAGAAGACCCUGUAUGAAGAAUACCUGCGACAGAGUGUUGCUGAUCACGAUAUGGACUGAAGGAAAUGAAGGCCGUGGAGCAAUCGAGGAAAAUGGCGGAGCUCUAGAAUAACCACCACACUGCGCAUUCCGCCACUCAGAGAGGAUCAUGGGAUUCACCGGCCAGUGUACACGGCCCUGCCAAUGCCUUUCUCUGCCACGUCGCUCCUGAAGGUCAUAGGGUCAAAUAGUUUACUUCAAAAAAGGCACAUUUCGGAUUUAUACUGCGACUGGUCUGUCAGUCUGAGAACCCACGGGGCACAGCAUUGUUGUGAAGUCGUAGACCUUUCCCAGUGAGGUCUUAAGAACCCCUUUCCCUCCUUAACACUCCCAGUUACUAAGGAGAUAUGCACUUAUUUUUACUGAAAACCACUGUGCCGUGCAUCCUUUUGUUUUGGACUAUCGUGAUUUAAACACCUUAGCACAAUGCUUACUGGCUCCAUGGAAUUCACUAAAUCAUGAAAUUGGUCUUUUUUGAUAGGUUGUCCAAUUAUAUGUGGCUGUACUUGUAUUUGUAACCGAAACUUGACUUUGUUCCUAAAUGUAUUUUGGCAAUAAAUUAAUGAGUUAUUAAA